AUGGCUUUCGUUGGCCAUUGUUUGUGUAUAAUCUACUAUGUUACUUUUACGACGUUGUUACCCUUGUUGGUUAACGCAGAUGACAUUUUUCUCGAAUGGCAAGUAAAUAUUGACACGACAAUUAGACCUAUUUCAGUUGAUCAACCGGUCAUAACGAUCAAUGGGAUGUUUCCUGGACCUCUGAUUAACGCGACUACUAAUGAUAUUAUACAUGUUAAUGUAUUCAAUAACAUGGACGAACCUCUUCUGAUCACGUGGAAUGGCAUACAACAAAGGUUGAAUUCAUGGCAAGAUGGAGUGUCGGGUACAAACUGCCCGAUCCAACCCGGUGUUAAUUGGACUUAUGUGUUCUUUUUGAAAGACCAAAUUGGCACAUUUUCUUACUUCCCUUCCAUCAACUUUCACAAGGCUGGUGGUGCUUUUGGCCCGAUUCGAGUCAAUAACCGGGUCGUGAUACCAACUCCAUUUCUUAAACCUCAUGGAGAGUUUGACCUUCUUAUUGGAGAUUGGUAUGAAGAGAGUUUUAAGGACAUUCGGUCACUUUUGGACAAGUCGGAUCUUUACCAACAUCCAAAGACAAUGCUCAUGAAUGGACGUAGCCGUUACCCCCAAACAAAUCAAACCUUUGUUGUUAAAAAAGGUGAAACAUAUUUAAUAAGGAUAUCAAACGUUGGAACAGAAAGAAGUAUCAAUUUCAGGAUUCAAAAUCAUCCAAUGCUACUAGUUGAGACAGAAGGGUCAUAUACGAGCCAAAUGAUGUUAGAUUCACUUGAUAUACAUGUGGGUCAAUCUUACUCGGUUUUGGUAACAACUAACCAACCCGAGGCCGACUAUUACAUAGUGGCAAGCCCAAAAUUGGUCGAUGCACCAGAUUCUAGCAGCCUAAAUGGUGUUGGGGUGUUACAUUAUGAUAACGCUACUAAACCUGUCAGUGGCCCAUUACCAGCUGGGCCGGACCCAUUUGACCUUGACUUUUCAAUUAUUCAAGCCAAGUCAAUCAGGUGGAACUUGACGGCAGGGGCAGCAAGGCCAAACCCACAAGGAACAUUCAACGUGUCGAAUGUCACUUUAUCUCAGACAUUUAUUCUCCGAGGGUCAUUGUCUAACAUCAAUCGCUCUGCUCGCUACACUAUAAACAAUGUAUCAUAUUGGGUGCCCAACACCGCUUUAAAACUAGCUGAUUACUAUAACAAUGGCUCAGGAACUUACCAGCUUGAUGCAUACUCUGCCAAUUCAUCAAAUCCUACUGCUAUUGAUGGCACUUUUGUCGUUACUGGGACUCACAACGGAUGGCUUGAACUUGUGUUUAUGAACAACUUUGAAGUUAUUGAUACUUGGCAUUUAGACGGUUUUGGGUUUUACGUUGUAGGGUUUGGCGUUGGAGAGUGGACUCCAGAUGAGAGGUCAAUGUACAAUCUUUAUGAUCCAGUUGUUCGUUCAACGGCUCAGGUUUAUCCAGGAGGAUGGACCGCGGUUUAUGCAUACCUAGACAACCCUGGAAUGUGGAACUUAAGAUCGCAAGUAUUAAAGCAUUGGUACUUAGGCCAAGAGCUCUAUAUUCGGGUCUAUGAUCCUGAUCCAAAUCCGGCUAAAGAACGACCGCCACCAUCCAACCUUCUCUUUUGCGGAUCCGUCAUUCCUCCAUCACCUCCACCAGCACCAAAGCCACCAACACCACCAACGCCGUCU
This is a messenger RNA of Erigeron canadensis, 1689 nucleotides long. Its product is annotated as monocopper oxidase-like protein SKS1. Gene Ontology annotation, molecular function: copper ion binding; oxidoreductase activity. The transcript has 9 exons. The annotation marks the transcript as partial. The record is from RefSeq and is a predicted model, not a curated record. NCBI's taxonomy places the organism in Eukaryota, Viridiplantae, Streptophyta, Magnoliopsida, Asterales, Asteraceae.